CGCUCCGCAGAGGGAGGAAGAUGGCGGAGGAGCGGGUCUAUGCCUAUCCUCUGUGUGUUGAGGGGGAUUGGGAUGCAGGUGAUGCAAAACUUUUAAAAAACAAAUUGCAGCUUUAUUUCCAAAGCCCCAAGAGAUCCAAUGGCGGGGACUGCAUCGUGGAAUACGAAAACCCGAGUAAAACCGAAGCGGUGGUGCGGUUUGUGAACGAUGACGUAAGAAGCCAUGUUUUGGAGAAAAAGGUUCAUAAACUCGACUUACAAAAGAAAGGCACAAUUCAGCUCACUGUCAAACUUCCACAAGAUGUGGUACCUCAGGAAUAUACUGGAGGGGAACAGGAUAUGGAAUCUGUAAGGAAAAGAUUCAAAAUAAAAGAAUAUUUAUGGUGUCAUUUAGAAGAACCAGCUGAGUCAAGCCUGCCUAAAGAACAAAAAACCAUUUCAAUAAUUUUACCAAGUGAUGAAAUUGAGGAUGACCAUCUCCAAUUGUAUUUUGAAAAUAAGCGGUCCCGUGGGGGGCCUAUUGCAUCUUUCACCAGAGAAAGGAGAGAAAUAAAGAUUACUUUUGAAAAUGCUCAAGAUGCUGAAGCAGUGCUGAGCCAAGCAGUCCAUUCAGUGGAGAACAUUCCAUUAACAGUUAGAAAAUUUCAAGCUGCAAAUAAUGAAACUUAUCUACUAUCUUCCUCUGUUGUUUUGGAAAAUCUGUCUGAAAACGUCACAUGCCAGAUGUUGACUCUGCUGGUAGAAAAUUUCACUGAAUUAACUGAAGAAAGUGACGGCUUCAGCUUGGAAAAGUUCAGUGAAAAUGCAGCUGUUGUGACUUUCAAAACCAACAUCGACAUCACUGAAUUUAUCAAAAGAUGCUCUACGAAAAAAUUGUAUGGCCAAUUUAUUACUCCAAGGCAACUGGAAUUGACAAAACAUGUUAGGGUGGAGAACCUACCUUCAAUUGUCAAUGAAGAAUUUCUACAACUAUAUUUUGAACGCCCCCAGAAUGGAUGUGCAAUAGUGACUGCAAUUGAGUUGAUUUCUGAAGAUAGUGCAGCCAUAAUUUCUUUUCAAAAUUAUGAAGUUCUGGAGACUAUUUUUGCUGGGAAGCACAUCAUGAAUAAAGUGCCAGUCUAUAUUUAUCCUUACUACAAGUCCUUGGGUUCUGCAUUGUACGGAAACAAAAGACCAAUGGUGAAAAUGCCAGAUCCUUUCAUUGUGGAUAUUGAUAUCUAUGUCUUGCAAUUUCUUAGAAAUGAUCAACAUCGUAUUGCAGAGAUCAACGAGAAAAUGUCCAAACUCUUCUGUCAAAUUGCGUGGCCAGAAUUGGAUCAACAGACCUCGAUAAAGAUAUCUCCAACAUUUUCAGGUCAGAAAAGCUUGCUAGAAAAACAUGUAAAGAAGUGGCAAAUAACAGCAUCAGAGACAUUUUGUCACAUUUUAUUAAAGUACCAAACUAUUGAAAAUGAUGUAAAUUUGCAAAUCUGGGAGGAAAUUAAGGAAAAACUUAAUCAAUCUUUGAAUUCAACUGUGUCUGUUAUUACCAACCCUUCAAAAGGGAAGAUGAUAUUAGUUGGUGAAUUUGACAGUGUGACUAGUCUACAAGAAAUCGUCACAUCCAUGAUGAAUACUGCCAUUGAAAAAUUAGAAAGAGAAAAACAAAGCCUGACUGAGAUGCUGUCCAUUAGUUCUGCAGUAUAUUGUAUAUUGAAGAAUGAUGAUCUGGAACAGAAUUUGUCUAUGAUAUAUCCAAGCUUGAGCAUGAACUACAACAUGGCUACUGGUGAAAUAAAAUUGUAUGGAUUGGCUUCAGAAGUUUAUGGUGCCAAAAGUAACAUAUUAGAAGGAAUUCUUCACCUGAAACGUAGAAGACCAGUGGUAAACCUGCAACUCCUUUCUUUUUUACAAAGAAUAAAUCACGAUGAAGCUUCUUGUUGCUUAUUCACAUCAAGUGGAAUAAAUGCUACAUAUGAGAUUGAAGAUGGUGCUGUUGUGCUGAUAGGAACCACAGAAGCUUCUUUAGCUGCAGCAGAAGAACAAAUCAAAAGUCAUCUUAAUUUCAAGUCCAUUGAGGUGCAAGAUAUCAGUGUUAUGAAAAAGAAUGAAUGGAAAUGCUUAAUAGAUGAAUUGGUCACAAAAUUGAAUGCUUCACAGGAAAAUGUUUCAAUUGAAGAAAUACCUCUGGAUAAAAGUGGGGAGGUCAUUGUCUCUGGCUAUUCUCUUGCUGUCAUGGAAGUCUUUGAAGUGCUUAGUGAUUUUGUCCAACAAAAUACAAUAAUUGAAAAGUCCAUUCCAUUUAAAUCCAGUACAAUACUGACAUUUUUGAAGGAGGUCAAGAAAAUGGACCUUUUUUAUGAUGAAGCAAAGAUGGGUGUGAAAAUUGAAGUUCAUAAUGCGGCAAAUGUCAUUUCAGUAUCUGGUCCAGUGGAGAAUGUUGGUAAAGUGGAGACUUUACUCUCAGCUGCUAUUUCUAGAUUAACAUAUUCUGUCUUGAAAAUCACCAAACCAGGAGCAAAGAAAUUCUUUGAAGAUAAAGAGUCAUAUGUUGAUACUGUAAUGAGUAAAUUUAGUUGCGUGCUAAGAUUAUCAGAACAUCAUGUAUUUGCAGAAAGUAAUGGAUCACAUCAAGCUUGCUGUCAAGUACAGUUGCCCAAUGGACCUUUAGUUGCUCUUUAUCAGGCAGACCUGUGCAAUCAUUCUGUUGAUGUGAUUGUCAAUGCAGCAAACGAAGAUUUACAACACAUUGGAGGUCUUGCAGGUGCACUGCUGAAAGCAGCAGGACCAGUGUUACAAAAGGUCUGUGACUCUAUCAUUAAAGAUAAAGGAAAACUUGAAGCUGGUGAUGCAGUCAUUACAGAAGCUGGUAAACUACCAUGUUCAUAUGUAAUUCAUGCAGUUGGUCCAAGAUGGAUUGAUUUUGAUCCAGAAACUGCUAAGAAACGUUUAAAAAUAGCUGUUAUGCGGAGCCUUAAUUUAGCUGAAACCUACAACCUUCAGUCAAUAGCAAUCCCUGCCAUUAGCUCAGGAAUUUUUGGAUUUCCAUUACCUUUGUGUGCAGAAAUCAUUGUCAGCACGAUCCGAGAGUACUGGGAGAAUUCUGGUGGAGGCAGUGUGCUCAAACAGAUCCACUUAGUAAACCAUGAUGAAAAACAAGUUUGUGCUGUUUCCAACGCUGUUCAGAAACUAUUAGGUGAAUAUUUAACUCGUUCCACUCCACAACCAAAAAAGCUCAGGAUUCCCAAUGUGAGAAGAAAAAAUGUUGAAGUUGAAAGCCCAAGAAGUGGAAACGUAAGAAGUUUAAACAAACUGCACGUGACUCAAACGAUUGAAGGUUUAAACAUCAUUGUUGUUCAAGGAAAUAUUCAAGAGGCAAAUACUGACAUCAUUGUAAAUACCAUUGGGCCUGAUCUGGAUCUGAACAGUGGUGCAGUAUCUCGAGCAAUAUUAGGAAAAGCUGGCCCAAAGCUUCAACAAUUAUUGUUUGCUGAAGGACAAGGUGGAAAAGGUUUUGCAGGUUGUAUUUACCAAACAAAGGGAUGUAAUCUUGGCUGUAUUGAAGUACUUCAUGUUGUUGCUCCACAAUGGGAUCAAGGAAAUGGACCGUCAAAAAAGGUGUUAAUAAAUAUAAUCAAAGGAUGUCUGAACAUUGCUGAAACAUCACAACUAGAGUCCAUCUCGUUCCCAGCUAUUGGCACAGGCAACCUAUGUUUUCCGAGGGAUGUUGUUGCAAAAUUAAUGUUUGAACAAGUUUUAACAUUCAACCGAAAGUAUCUAAAAGAAGUUCACUUUGUGGUUCAUCCUGAUGAUGCUUCAACUGUUCAGGCAAUGUCUGAUGAAUUCAGAAGAAGAUUUGACCAACAUCUCAAAAGCACAUUCACAGUACUCAACACAACCUCUGUCUCUGAACUAAAGCAAGAACAUUUGCUUGGAUCAACCAGUUUAGCUUCUGGUGAAAUGAAAAUAGGGCAGGUUUUGUUGCAAGUGGUACAUGGGGACAUUACGAAGGAGACCACUGAUGUCAUUGUCAAUUCAACAAACAAUCAUUUUACACUCAAAGCAGGCGUGUCCAAGGCAAUUUUAGAUGCUGCGGGUCAAACUGUGGAAGAUGAAUGUGCACUACAAGGAUUGCAAGGAAAACAAAGAUUAAUAAUGACCAAGGCAGGGAACCUUCAAUGCAAAAAUAUAAUUCAUAUAGUUGGAGGAAAGGAUCCAAAUCAAAUACAGGAUGCUGUCCAGAUAGUUCUUCAGGAGUGUGAAAGAAACCAAUUCUCAUCAGUUGCUUUUCCUGCAUUUGGAACAGGACAAGGAGGAAUGAACCCUUCACAAGUUGCUGAUGCAAUGGUUAAAUCAGUUGCUGAGUUUGCAAGUAAAAUAUCCCCAGCUGCUUUACACCGCAUUAGAUUUGUUAUUUUUCAGCCUCAACUAUUAACCGAGUUCCACAGCAGCAUGCGGAAGCAACAAGAUUCAAACCUUGGAAAACCAAAAACUUUCUGGGAAAAGGGAAAAAAUGCAAUAGCAGCAGUAAUUUGGGGGAACAAGAAUAAAGAGAAUAAAGAAUUUGGCCCUGAAGACUUUGUUUUAGAAAAUACGAUAGAGCCGGUUGUAAUGGAAAUCUGUGGAGAAGAUGCGCAAAAUGUAGAAAAGAGUAUAUCCUGGAUUGAAAAGGUAUUUGAAAAGGAGCACUCUAUCAAAACCAUCAACAGUGAAUUCAUCUUUCACUUUACUGAGAGAGAACGUGCAAAAUUAAAAAACCUCAUGGAAAAUCACCAGAUCACCAUCGAAAUGGAACAAUCUGGACCUCAGAUCAGAGUCUGUGGUCUCCACCUGGAUGUGCUGACUGUCUAUUCUGAAAUUCAAGAAAUGGUUAAUGAAGUCCGAGAUAAACUAGCCAGGCAAAGAGAUGAAGCACUUGUUAAUAAUUUGGUUGAAUGGCAGUUUAGAAAAGGUGGUCAGUUUCAGCCAGUGGAUAGAGCUGCAAAUUUCAACCUGGAAUCUGCAUUCAUUGGAAAGGCUUCCCAUAUUGAGCUUGAAAUUGAACACAGGAAAUAUACUGUAGAGCUGAAAACGUGUACGGCCACAGAUAAUCAUGGAAACUCAAUACAGCUGAACAGGGCUUCUAAGUCUAAAGAUGAGCUGCCACCUCACUGGGAUGAUAUGGCUGGGCAGCAGUUCAAAUCUGUGGCUCUACAGCAAUCCACACUAGAAUAUCAGAGAGUGGAAACAUUAUUCAAAAAUACAUGCUCUCAGUUCCAGAUAAUACAGAUUGAAAGAUUGCAAAACCCUUUUCUCUGGAAGAAUUACAUAAUUAAAAAACAAUAUUUUCAUGAGAAAAAUCCAAAUGGAACAAAGAAUGAACACGUCUUAUUUCAUGGAACAGCACCAGAAGCCAAAGAUUCAAUCAGCAAUCUUGGAUUCAACCGCAGCUAUGCAGGGAAAAAUGCUACAACCUAUGGAACUGGCACCUAUUUUGCUGUUAAUGCAAGUUAUUCUGCUAGCAACACAUACUCCAAACCUGAUAGCAAUGGAGUGAAGUAUAUAUAUCAAGCUUGCGUGCUCACUGGAGUCUAUUGUCAAGGAAAAAACGGAAUGCUCAUUCCACCUCCAAAAAACCCAAACAACUUGACAGAUUUAUAUGACAGUGUGGUCGACCGACCAAAUGCUCCAUCGAUGUUCAUUAUCUUCAAUGAUAUCCAAGCUUAUCCAGAGUAUCUAAUCAGUUUUAAGUGAAUCUAAAUGUUUACAGAAAAUGUUUCCAACAGUCUUGUUUACUAUAAUGACUUGUUUUAGUUAUCUUUAACUUGUUACUCAACUGGAAUUCUAUCAAGUUUGAUCUGAUUGUUGUGGGAUUUCCCAUAGUGACUUUAAUGCACCUUUCAAUCUAAUCAAAGAAAAAUUUCUGAUGGAGUAAAAAUUCUGGGAAUUCAGAAAUAAAUAUUUGUUGUUUUUCAUAAUUGUCAAUUCCGAAGUACGAACUAAUAGAGAUGUUAUUUUGUAAUUUGUGAUAGUUGGAUUCAUUUAGGGAACAAACAUAUUGAACUCAAGACAAAUGGUCUAGAAAUAAAGUAGGUUAACCAUUAAUGUUGGGAAAAAAAUUAAUGCAGAAGUUGCCUGCUGAUCUACUUCCAUUGUAAGUAACAGAUAAAGUUAGCUAGUGACUAAUUUUUUUUAAUUGAUAUAGAAUUUAUUGUAUGUGUAUUCUUCUGUAUUCGAAUAUUUUGUCAACUUCUUGCAAGCAUUUUGUGUACUUAAGAAAUAAAAAAAUUAUCUAUUUUAAACCUUU
Messenger RNA from Callorhinchus milii (elephant shark), 6264 nucleotides. RefSeq names its product poly(ADP-ribose) polymerase family member 14-related sequence 1 (gene parp14rs1). Bases 21 to 5711 code for a protein of 1896 amino acids. Gene Ontology annotation, cellular component: nucleus; cytoplasm. Gene Ontology annotation, biological process: negative regulation of gene expression. The transcript has 18 exons. Lineage: Eukaryota; Metazoa; Chordata; Chondrichthyes; Chimaeriformes; Callorhinchidae. The record is from RefSeq and is a predicted model, not a curated record. Gene Ontology annotation, molecular function: transcription corepressor activity; NAD+ poly-ADP-ribosyltransferase activity.